Messenger RNA from Cooperia oncophora, 297 nucleotides. The record is from the annotation of a GenBank genome assembly. Lineage: Eukaryota; Metazoa; Nematoda; Chromadorea; Rhabditida; Trichostrongylidae.
AUGUCCUCUGCUCCAUCUUGGGACACCUGGGAUGUGGACGAAAGAUUUGUAAGGCAAAUCAUUGAAGCAGCGAAUCGACGAGCCGGCAAAGUUAUCACGGACGAAGACAAGGCACGUCGUCAACGUCAGAUGAAAAACGCUGAGAAAGUGAAAGAGCUUGCGAUGACCAUAUCAAAGAAGAACAACUCAGUAGCUGAACGAGUUCGCUGUUACAUUCGCCACUCACAGGAAGUGGAAGAGGAUAUACGCAAACUUACACAGAACAUGAUUGAAGUUAGUAUUAUACUUCGGAGCUAG